Girardinichthys multiradiatus is the source of this 1047-nucleotide messenger RNA. RefSeq names its product C-X-C chemokine receptor type 3-like. Lineage: Eukaryota; Metazoa; Chordata; Actinopteri; Cyprinodontiformes; Goodeidae. The coding region runs from base 1 to 1047 and encodes 348 amino acids. Gene Ontology annotation, biological process: chemotaxis; G protein-coupled receptor signaling pathway; immune response. The transcript is spliced from 2 exons. Gene Ontology annotation, molecular function: chemokine receptor activity. Gene Ontology annotation, cellular component: membrane. The record is from RefSeq and is a predicted model, not a curated record.
AUGGGAGCUGCUGUGAAUUCAUCAGAAGAACAUUCAUGGUGGGGGACCAUGAUGGAUGAUUUAGGCCUAAAUUAUGACAACUAUUCUUUUGAUGAAUACUACGGAUAUGAAGAAGGUGAUAUCUGUGACCCGGAAGAGGGUGUAAAGCUUGGAGAGGAGUUCAUUCCAAUUCUGUACUCAGUGACAUUUAUCGUGGGAAUCCUGGGAAAUGGAUUGCUGUUGGGAGUACUGAUAAAGAGGAGAAAGAUCUGGAGCGUAACAGACACCUUCAUCCUUCACCUAGCCGUGGCAGACAUCCUGCUGUUGGUGACACUGCCCUUCUGGGUGGCACAGUCUGCUAGUGGAUGGUUGUUUGGGACACUCCUCUGCAAGAUCACUGGAAGUGUUUUCACGAUUAAUUUCUAUUGUGGGAUUUUUCUCCUGGCCUUCAUCUGUAUGGAUUGGUACCUCUUCAUCGUCCAUUCGACCAAGAUGUUCAUGCCGAAGAAGCCCUGGGUGGUUCAUGCCUGCUGUGUGGUGGUUUGGAUCUUUUCCCUGCUCUUCUCCAUCCCUGACUGGGUCUUUUUAGAAGAUGCACGAAAUGAAAGACGAGAAAAUAAAUUUGAGUGCAUUCGCAAUUUUUACAUAUUUGACUUGGAUGCCCAAACCCAUAAAAUGGUAGCUCGAGGGCUGUUCCACACAUUUGGAUUUGUGCUUCCUUCAGUUGUCCUGAUCUUCUGCUAUUCCUCCAUUCUGUGUAAACUGUGGUGUUUCCCCAAAGGCCUCCAAAAACAGAGAGCUUUCAAAACCAUAACAGCUGUUGUGGCAGUUUUCUUUCUCUGCUGGACACCAUUUAACAUCACACUCAUGGUGGACACAUUUAAACCAAUCACCAGUGCUGGACCAGGUUGCGCAAGAACAGCUCUGGACAUAGUUUUAACUGUAACAUUUGCUUUGGGUGUCUUCCACUGUUGCCUAAAUCCCAUUCUGUUUAUUCUUGUAGAUGUUAAGUUUCGGUGUCAGGUGCUGAACAUGUGGAAGAAGACAUCAGAGAGUGCAGUUUUCUAA